Myxocyprinus asiaticus (Chinese sucker) is the source of this 8498-nucleotide messenger RNA. Its product is annotated as serine/threonine-protein kinase TAO2-like. Gene Ontology annotation, molecular function: ATP binding; protein kinase activity. The transcript is spliced from 20 exons. Bases 459 to 3902 code for a protein of 1147 amino acids. The record is from RefSeq and is a predicted model, not a curated record. Lineage: Eukaryota; Metazoa; Chordata; Actinopteri; Cypriniformes; Catostomidae. Gene Ontology annotation, biological process: protein phosphorylation.
CCACGUAGCCAUUUUGCGUUUCCUGGACAAAAAAGGGGGUUAGAUAGAAAGACAAUCCGACACCGGAUUAAAACAGUCUGGAAACCAAAUCGAGAAUCAUAAAUGCGGAUGUAACUGUGCAAUAUGGUAGGGGCAGGAGUGUGCGAGCAGGUACACCAGCCGUGUCCCGGAUUCAAAGUGGAAACAGUCGGCUAGCUGGCUAACGAACCGUUACCGAGAGUGAGAGAUAAAGAGAGUUCACUGCCAUUGAAGAGUUUUAGAACAUACGUUGUUUUAAAAUUAGAUUCUUCUGCACGCUGGAAGGCGGAUGUCGUUAGAAAUAUGGACAGUGUGUUGAUUUAAAACGUCGCAAGUGGAGGCAAAAACAGCGGACGCUACGAUUAUUUGCGGAGAAAGCCGGAUAAUUGUUUAUUUGCAGGGAAUAAAGAGGAGGAUCACAGUACGCCACGGAGCCAGUCAUGCCUGCCAGUGUGCGUACUGGGACCCUGAAGGACUCUGAGGUGACUGAGCUCUUCUACAGAGAUGAUCCUGAGAAGCUCUUUACUGAUCUCCGAGAGAUAGGUCAUGGCAGCUUUGGAGCUGUGUACUUUGCUCAUGAUGUGCGUUCCAACGAAGUGGUGGCCAUCAAGAAGAUGUCGUUUAGCGGCAAGCAGUCCAAUGAGAAAUGGCAGGACAUCAUAAAGGAGGUGAAGUUCUUACAGAAGCUCAGACAUCCCAAUACCAUUGAAUACAAAGGGUGCUACCUCAGAGAGCACACCGCAUGGCUGGUGAUGGAAUACUGUCUAGGAUCAGCCUCUGAUCUUUUAGAGGUGCAUAAGAAGCCUCUACAGGAGGUGGAAAUAGCUGCUAUUACCCAUGGUGCACUUAUGGGCCUCGCCUACCUUCACUCUCAUAAUAUGAUACACAGAGAUGUAAAGGCAGGUAAUAUUCUGCUAACUGAGCCCGGUCAGGUGAAGCUUGGAGAUUUUGGCUCUGCCUCAAUUGUUUCUCCUGCCAACUCUUUUGUGGGCACACCAUACUGGAUGGCCCCAGAGGUGAUCCUGGCAAUGGACGAGGGACAAUACGAGGGCAAGGUGGACGUCUGGUCUCUGGGCAUCACCUGCAUCGAACUAGCUGAAAGGAAGCCGCCCUUGUUCAAUAUGAAUGCUAUGAGUGCCUUAUAUCACAUUGCGCAAAACGAAAGCCCUGUCCUGGCAUCAAACCACUGGUCGGACUACUUCCGUAACUUUGUGGACUCUUGUCUUCAAAAAAUCCCUCAGGACAGGCCUACCUCAGAUGUGCUGCUCAAUCACCAUUUCCUGUGCCGAGAGCGCCCCCAUUCUGUAGUGAUGGAUCUGAUUACGCGCACCAAAGAUGCCGUGCGUGAGCUGGACAACCUGCAGUACAGGAAGAUGAAGAAGAUCCUCUUUCAGGAAACGCACAACGGCCCUACACAAGAGGGUGGAGAGGAGGAAGAGGAUGCAGAGCAGUACCUCUUGCAGACGGGCACAGUGAACAGUAUGGAGAGCUCUCACUCUGUGCCGUCCAUGUCUAUCAGCGCCAGCUCUCAGAGUUCCUCAGUCAACAGCCUGGCCGACGGGUCAGACGACAGCGCUGAGAUGGCCAUGAUGCAGGAGGGUGAACAGACAGUAACCUCAAACAGCUCCAUCAUACACCGGCCCACUGCUCGUGAUAACAUCUACGAUGACCCGUAUCAGCCAGAGAUGGAGUCGCCACAGCAGCCAUCGUCAGCUGCACGGAGGAGGGUGCAUCGGAACCGAGACCAUUUCGCCACAAUCCGGACAGCUUCUCUGGUGACCCGUCAGAUUCAGGAGCAUGAACAGGGCUCAGCUCUGAGGGAGCAGAUGUCUGGGUACAAGCGCAUGAGGAGACAGCACCAGAAACAGCUGCUGGCUCUAGAGAACAAACUCAAGACAGAGAUGGAUGAACACCAGCUCAGACUCGACAAAGAGCUGGAGACCCAGAGAAACAACUUUGGUAGUGAAGCUGAUAAGCUGAGUAAGAAACACCAGGCCAUCCUGGAAAAAGAGAUUAAGGCUGCUCAGGCUGAAGAGAAGAAGUUUCAGCAGCACAUACUAAACCAGCAGAAGAAAGAACUCAAUAGCUUGCUGGACUCCCAGAAACGCCAGUACAGACAACGCAAGGAGCAGCUUAAAGAGGAGCUGAGUGAGAACCAGUCCACACCGAAGCGAGAGAAGCAGGAAUGGUUGGUGAGGCAGAAGGAGUGUAUGCAGCAGAUCCAGGCUGAGGAAGAGGCUUCUUUAUUAAGGCGGCAGAGGCAGUAUUACGAGCUGCAGUGCCGACAGUAUAAAAGGAAGAUGCUGCUAGCAAGACACAAUCUGGAACAGGACCUGCUCAGAGAGGAUCUGAAUAAGCGUCAGACCCAGAAGGAUCUGGAGUGUGCUAUGCUGUUGAGACAUCACGAGACCACUCAGGAGCUGGAGUUCAGGCAGCUGGCAAUGGUCCAGCGCACUCGGGCCGACCUGAUCCGUACGCAGCACCAAAGCGAACUUGCCAAUCAGAUGGAGUACAAUAAGCGGCGUGAGCAAGAGCUUCGUCAGAAACAUGGCGUGGAGGUCCGCCAGCAACCCAAGUGCUUGAAGACAAAAGAGCUGCAGAUCAAGCGUCAGUUCCAAGACACCUGUAAGAUUCAGACACGGCAAUACAAAGCCCUGCGGAACCACCUGCUGGAGACCACGCCCAAAUCAGAGCAUAAGACCGUCCUGAAGAGACUCAAAGAGGAGCAAACACGUAAACUGGCCAUCCUGGCUGAGCAGUACGACCAUUCCAUCAAAGACAUGAUGUCCACACAGGCUGUGAGUAAGUUGCGAUUGGAUGAGACGCAGGAGGAGGAGUACAGAGGGCUCCGCAUGCAGCUGCAGCAGGAAUUGGAGCUUCUGAAUGCCUAUCAGAGCAAAAUAAAGAUGCAUACUGACACACAACAUGAUAGAGAGGCCAAAGACCUGGAGCAGAGGGUGUCUAUACGAAGAGCUCUACUUGAACAGAGGAUUGAGGAGGAGAUGUUGUCCCUGCAGAAUGAGCGUUCUGAGCGGAUACGGGCGCUACUUGAGCAUCAGGCUCGUGAAAUCGAGUCCUUUGACUCAGAGAGCAUGCGUCUGGGAUUCAGUAACAUGGCUUUGAGCGGCAUCCCUGCUGAGGCUUACAACCAGGGUUACCCCAACCCUCCUUCCUCAGGGCCCGGGGGCUGGCCGUCCCGUCCCGUACCACGCUCGGGCAGCCAGUGGAGCCACGGAGUCCAAAACUCAGCGGCACCCCCAUCCUGGCGAAGUCAGAACAGUACAGCCGGAUUCAGCCGAGGGGAGCAGAUUUCCAGUCGCGAGAGAGAUCGAGAGAGGGAUUUAGAAGGGAUGGGUGCCCGUGGCCUUCCUGGCUCACGCUCUUCUGCUUCACCUGCAUCAUCAUCAUCAUCAGCAUCAUCCUCGCAUCAUCACCUCCGGUACCUGCCGCAACAGUACCACCACCAGAGCACACCUCAUCUGUACCGCGACAGCCGAGAGAGAGAGUGGGCGAGUGGGGGAGGAGGAAGUGGAGGGAGUCACCAAUCAUCUUCAUCCUCCUCUCAUGGCCACCCACAUCACUUUUCUUCCCAUGCCUCUGCCCAAUCCCUUGCCCUCCUCCCUCCACCUCCUCCUCCUCCACCCAUCUCGCUUUCCUCCUGCUCUCCUCCUUCAUCCUCAUCCUCUUCCUCCUCUCAAAGUGGCUAUGGAGGAAGGGGGGAGGGAUUGUCUGUGAGGGGCCCCAGCUUGAUGGCUCUCAGGAACAGUCCGGGGCCCCUUCGGAGGACCGCCUCGGGCAGAGGGGCAGGUGGGGAUGGAGGUUUGAGUCGGAGUACAUCGGUGACAUCGCACAUCUCGAAUGGAUCCCACCUCUCUUACUCAUAGAGGGUCAGGCAGGAAGUUCAGAUGGUGCACUUGAACAUAUGGGGUGGUAUUAGAGUUUAAAGUGUGGCUUCACCUUAAAGGAAAUGGUUCACCCAGAAAUGAAAAUUCUGUCAUUUACUUCAAGCCUGUAUGCCUGGCUUGCACCUUUUUUUCCUAAACAGUGAAAGUGAAUGGUAACUAAUAUUCUGUCAAACAUCUUUUGUGUUCCGCAGAGAGUCAUACAGGUUUUGAACUACAAGAGAGUGAGUAAAUGAUGACAGAAUUUUCAUUUUUGGGUGAACUUUCCCUUUAGGUGUUUGGGGGGGAGAAAUAGUUGUACUUAAGGGGAAAGGCCUUCAUGUAGCUCAUUUAAAAGUUAAACAGGGAGGUGAGGGUGAGGACCGUUUUACUUUUAGCAGUUUUUAGACGGGAACACCUUUACUUACAAGAUGAUAGAUCUCAGGGCUACCAAGGGAUAUGGAUGUGGAAGGGCUCAGGGUUUAGAUCGGCAAUAGAAAAUAAAGGAGAGAAAUAUGUUAAUAGAUGUACUGUAACAGGAACAGAAAUGUAUAGUGUCGAUUGUGUGGGAGGAAAGGGAUUAGAAUAGCAUUAGUGGUGCCAGUACUGUAGAUUGGGCUCAACAUCCGCAGGUUCAUUUUAGUUUCAAAUUUAACUUGACACAAAACAUGACACAGAACCCUUUGAGUUCUGCUACUUCCAACUUGCACAUGUAAUAGUUUUAAGAUUUGGAUCUGAUUCUGAACACUGAAAGACUGUGUUUUCAGAUUUUACAUUAAGCUUAUUCCUGAAUCAUAUGAAGCCGAAUUUAUUUAGGGCAAUUUUAUUCUAGACUGAUUUUCUCCUGAAAGAACUAGUUCUCCCAAAAAUGAAAAUUCUGUCACCAUCAUUUCAAUCCAAACCGCCAUGCUAUUAUUUUUUCCAUAGAACACAAAAGAAGAAUCUUUAUGCAAAUGUUUUUCAUACACUAACAGUCCAUAGUGACCACAUCUGUCAAGCUGUGCUUGUAUGUUAGCUUUGUUUGAGAAACAGACAGAAAUGAAGGUUAUUAUUACUGAAAAAAUCUUCAUCUUUGAUGCAGCUGUCAAAAAUCAUUGUCAAUGCUGUUUUGAUAUCAGUGAUUUCAAUUCUAGCACAUCAAUGCACUAUUUUUUUAAUCUGAACAUGAGCGUAAAUGAGAUUUUAUGGCAUGGGUGCUGAAGAGGAUUAUCAGUGAAUUACUACACUAGCCUUGGCAUAUGGACAACAUAUGUAUGGACUACUUUAAAGGUAUAGUUCACCCAAAAAUGAAAAUGUUCUCAUUUACUCAUGCCAACCCAGAUGUGUAUGACUUUAUUCUGCAGAACACAAACAAAGUUUUAGAAGAAUAUCUCAACUCUUUUGGUCCUUACAAUGGAAGUGAAUUUUAUUUAUUUUUUUUACCAUAAGUGUAAGUGGAGAUUUAUGGUAAAAAAAAAAAAAAGGACUUCAAUAUUGAUCUGUUUCCACCCACACCUAUCAUAUCGCUUCUGAAGUAUGGAUUUAACCACUGGAGUCUUAUGGAUUACUUUUAUGUGGCCUUUGAGUGAUUUUUGGAGCUUCAAAGGCCUAGUCACCAUUCACUUCCAUUGUAAGGACCAAAAGAGCUAAGAGUUAUUUUUCUAAAAAUCUUUGUGUUCUGCAGGAGAAAGAAAGUCAUACACAUCUGGGAUGGCAUGAGGGUGAGUAAAUGAUGAUAAUAAUGAUUUAAUGGUUCUAUUUGCUUUUUGGAUCUUCCCAACAUGUGGUUACUAUGAACGGAAAAGAGCUGCGUAAAGGUUCUUCCAAACUUUUGUGUUCACAGAAAAAAUAACCGCAUAUGGGUUUAGAGCGACCAUAAAUUUGAGUGAAUAAUGAUUUUUUUUUUUGGUUGAACAAUUCCUGAAAUCUGUCUGAUAAGCAUCCUUUUGAGUAUUUGUGAGCUAGGAGUUUAACUACUAAUGGGAGCAGAGAGCGUGAGUCGGAUGCAAUAGAAAGGUGCUGUAGCAUGUGCAGAAACUUGUUUCAGGGAGCAAAUGGUGAUUAAACUGAAUUCUUUGUAAUUAUGUAGAUAGUACUAAAACAAUAGUAAAAGAACAUCUGUCGGUAAUGGUUUAUAAACUAUACAUUUGUAUUUGAUUUAAGGUCAUGAGGCAGGUUUUUAUUAGUUCAAAAUGAUUUUGUAUUCUGUAUCUUUCUUUUUUUAAACAAUGCCAUACAUGUCAUACUGCCAUCUAGAGGCUCAGCUGACCUAAAGCAACUCCGCCCCCUGUCCUUAUAAGGACAAGCUGCCAUUAAGUUGCAGUUAGUUUUAACUGGGUUAUAAUUCAGUAUCUGUUUUUUAGAAUGGAUGUGAUAAGAGAUUAAACCUGGCUAGGUGAAUAAGCCAUCUUAUUGACUCUCAAUAAAUGCAGACUGUGUAAAUAUGAUGUACAUGUCCAUAAGAGAGUUGUUACAAUUCUGUGCACAAGACUGAUGUACAGAGACCAUUUGUAUACAAACAUGCACAGCAGACGUUUAUAUAAGACAUUUGAGAAUAUACAGUAUGUGUAUAAAUACAUCACCUGUCAAAAGUUUGACAGGCAAGUCAUAAGAUAUUUCCUUGGUCAACACGUUUGAUCUAUAUUGUACUUAUACAAUGUGUGUGUAUAUACAAGCACUAACUCCUGUAUAGGGUAAUAAUUUUGCUAUGUGAAUCGGAAAGCAAGGCGAAAAAUAGAUACUGUUGUUAUUAUUACACCUACUACUGCCGCUGUAAUAUUUGUGUUGUACACUAAUUUUGUUAUUGUUCUUUUUACUACAAUUUUUUUCUUUCCUUUUUAAGACAGUUUUUUAUUUUAAAUCAAUGCUUACCACUAGGUGGGAAAUGUGCAGUGUCCCAGUGAAGUUUAUAAGUCUUGUUUUAGAAAGGAAAAAAAUAUAUUAAAGACUACCUAUCCCAGCAUUUCUUGUUAAAUCUCAGGGUAGGAGUCUAUUGUGCAGUACAUCGUCAGGAUAGUAUUUUAGAGCCAGUAUUAAACUUGUACAAUUUAAAGAGAAAAUUUUAGCUGUAUAGAAAAUUUCUAGACGACUGUAAAUUCUCAACCCCCUCCCCCGUUUUCUCCCCCUCAUUUUAUGCCGGAAUGCAUGGUUUCUUUUACGCAUUACGGCUUUGUUAAUGCACGAAACGGACAAACACAACUGUUUACAUUGACAACCAAAUUCUCCAGCAUACCCACAAAAGCAGAAUGGUGAAACAUAGGACAGACUUUGCCUAUGAUAUUAUUUUCCCUUGGGAAAACUGAACUUCUCUGUGCUCCCACACUGCCAGCUCUCUUUAGACACCAGCGUUCACUAGGACUCCGUCUUGCUCUCCUUAACCAAGGAGACAUGCAGUACCUCACUUCCCUGUGCCUGGCCAAUCACUUCUCACUCCAAUUCAGUGUUCCUUUUAUUCCUCUUCCAUUUUCGCACACUUUUUCCCCCAUCAUAUUAUUGCUAUGUCCUUGGUUACUAAUGUUUAUGGACGGAAGAGGAGGAAUAAAAUCGACACCUCGGGCCAACUGUAGCUCUGGGCCAACAUGUAAUGUGUUUACAGCAAAACAUGCUGGAUUCUUAGUGUAUCCUCUAGAGGGGGUGUUUCUGUAGAGACUUGAGAUGUGGUAAAGGUAUGAGUUGCUUAAUGCAAUAUCCUGCAGUGUUUGAAUGGUCGGAGCCAUCAGGGUGGAAAUGAAACUGUGAUAUCUGAAAAAAGCAUUUGUAUAAAUUAGAUUGUGAUGUUAGAAAGGGGGUGAUGGGGAGAAUGGUUGUUCCGAGAACUGUAUUGCUCAGAAAAAAGGCCAAAUUACAUUCAGGUGAAUUCACAAGUACAGGAGAAUUCAUGGGCUAUAGAACUUGUACAGAAAAUGGUUAAGUCAUUAAAACAUACAAAUAUUAUCUUUGUUGUGUGAUCCAUUAUCAUUUGUUGUUAAUGCCUCUAACCUGUUCUCUGAAGAGCAAGAAUGCACACCUGGCAUGUACCGUCACCAGGGUGAUGCUGUAGGAAGAGGAAAGACAGACAGUUUCCAUAGAGACAGAGGCAAUACUAAGUGGAUAUUACUGGUUGCUUGCCAAAAGUACAUGUUGGUUCUGUUUUAGGGCUAUUUUUAGUUCCAGUUACAAAACCUCAUUUAUGUGGUAUUCCACAGUUUUUCCAGUAAUGUUCUUGUUCAAAGGGUGCUGUUAUUACAUUUCCAUCUAAUAGAACAAGAUAUUUUUCAGGUCAAAUUUCUAUAAAAGGCGAAUGAAAAGAGUUUAUGUAGAAGUGUUUUUUUAUUUUUUAUUAUUAUUAUUUGGUGUAUGCUAAUCAUAAUGGAUCUAUAGGUGAAAGUAAUUACUUCAGCUUUUGAAAAAUAACACUUGUAAAUCUCACAGUAUUAUGUAUACUUUCUUGGAUUUUUUUCCCCCCAUUUAAGCCUGGAAAUGAUCAAAAUUGUAAGAAUUUGAGGACUUAAACUUUGAUAAAUGAAGAGAGAUUUUUGAUUCUGGAAUAUUUCUAGGUCAAUAAAUUAAGUUUUGAGCAAAAUUGUGACAUUGACCAUGUUAUUUUAGUAAAAAUAAAAUAAAAAUAGGAGCAUUUUUUCA